AUGAUGGCCUCGCCGGGUUUAGCUAGGGGAAUCUUUACAUCAUAUUUUGUGCUUAUUAUCGCGCUAUUCAUCCUUAUUCUGGGCUCUCUGCAGAGGCGGAUCACUUCCAUUGGGCAUGUUCCUCCCUCUGCCUUAGUGUUUGGGGCACUGGCAAUAGGAUCGUUCUACCAUACAUGGUACUAUAUGAUCAAGUUCCUAGAGUGGAGCUUCCAUGACUUCGAGUCGCACCAGCUCAUCCUCGAAAAAUCCCUGCUUGACCGAGUAACACAAUGGUUGAUGGGAACCGACCUCUUUGAGCAAGCUUGGAGACACGUCUGCGAAGGCUCACAGAGACGCAUACCUUUCGUGUGGGCAUACAUGCUUCUUGGACAGCUGGUAGCUAUUUCGGUCGCUACCAAUAUUUUCUUUGCCGCUGUUAUUCUCUACGAUGAUUUGCCCUCGGAGCGGAAAUCGAAAUCGAGACCCCCAUCACGUACGACCCAGGUUCCAGCUGGGGUAUAUCUCCCGAUAUUUCUUUCGCACUUGACCAUUUUGCUCUCUCCGUCCGUAGCUCAGCCAGAUUGCAAAUGGUUCCUGCCUAACCUCUUGACUAUGCACCUUCUGAUUGUCCUCCCGUUAUUCAACGUGAGAUAUCGACCCGUCACUGAAAAUCGAAGCAGCCUCAGCCUAGGCACCUUUUACAUCGUUCUCGCCGCUCUUGCCUUCAUUCCACGCGCACAAACGUACCUCUCGCUUCCGUACCAAGACCUUUCGAGUCUAGUACCUCAACUCCUGGAGACACUCUAUUCUCACCCGGCCCAAGGCUCUAUCGGGUUCGAUGUUGUAUGGACAACUGCCUCGUUCACGCUAUAUUGCGCCGUCGCUGGAGGUCUUGGCCUGGGUCUUUUAGGGCUAGUUUCGCCAGGAUUGGCCCUGUACCUUGAUACUGAUCAUCAUUAA
Rhizoctonia solani is the source of this 939-nucleotide messenger RNA. RefSeq lists its product as uncharacterized. Bases 1 to 939 code for a protein of 312 amino acids. NCBI's taxonomy places the organism in Eukaryota, Fungi, Basidiomycota, Agaricomycetes, Cantharellales, Ceratobasidiaceae. The record is from RefSeq and is a predicted model, not a curated record. The transcript is spliced from 4 exons.